AUUCUUGAAGAACAUUUUUAUAAAGUAGAUAAGUAUGUAUCAAAAACUACGAUCGAUGAUCUUUCCACUCGAACUCAAUUAACGCCAGCUCAAAUUCGUAUUUGGUUUAAUAAUAAACGUACAAGAGAACGUCAAUAAUUAAUUUUCUUUGUAUUAACUUUUUUUCUUUUAAUUAUAAUAAAAUAAAAUAACUUACUCUUCAUUCCAUUCUCUUGAUGUUCGAUGAAAAAUAAUCAAUUGAUUAAGACUUUUAACACAACCAGCAAGAGUAUGAAGUUAAGGUUCAUGUUGAGCAUCUUCAUAUGAUGAUAUAAUAUUUAAUGGUUUACUUGCAAUGGCUUGAUAAGUUAACAAAUUACACAAAGACAACAUAUUAAAGAAAAAAACUUUGCACGAACAAUUCAUCAAAUUAAUCAACAAGAAAAAAUGAAAACUAUUUCAAAAUAAAUUUAUCAAUAGAUUUUACUCUUCCGGGACAGAUAGUACACAGUAUAGACCCUGGAGUUGUUCAAGUGUAGGGGAGGAUGAAUCUAUGUUUUAUCGAUCCCCACGGACACCCGAAGCUCAAGAGUGAAUCUAAUUCAUAUGAAUUUUGAAUCUUAUUGAGUUUUAAUGAAAUAAAAUAUAACGAAUUGGUUCUAGAAAUAAUUCCGUUCUGAAAGAAUUAAGAUAUUUUUAUUGAUAUAAUUUUAUUUCUAGUCAAAUAAAAAAUAUAGUCUUGGAAAUCAUCACGUGAAGUAACAGAUCAACAAGAUGAUAUUAUCAAUGGUUAUGUUUAUUCAAUAACGAAUGAAAAAUGUGAAAAAGGUUCAAUUCAAAUUGAAUAUAAUUCUGUAGUCGAUAAAUAUUUACAUAAUGGAAUUGAAGAAACAAAAAAAGAUGGUUGGAUUGAUCGAAUUUAUGUAUGUUCAAAUAUUCAAAGAAAAAUUGAAAAAGAUUGGAAAAUGGUUUAUUUAUGUAGAGAACACUUACAUACAAAUGGAAUUCUUUCAUGGACUAUACAAUUAAAACCUGAAGAAGAAAAAUUUUACCAGUUUCAUCAUAUAACUAUUCAAUGUCCAACAAAAGCUUUUGAUCCAUAG
This is a messenger RNA of Adineta steineri, 1082 nucleotides long. NCBI's taxonomy places the organism in Eukaryota, Metazoa, Rotifera, Eurotatoria, Adinetida, Adinetidae. The record is from the annotation of a GenBank genome assembly.